UGUGAAAGAAGGCUGAGGUACCACAAUGAUCAGAAGACUGCUUUCUUUGAUUCUUCUAAGUACAUUGUCUUUGACCGAAGGGGAUGAGGGUCCUUUCCAGAGCUCUAUAACUAUGACUAAACUUGGAGAUAAUGUGACUCUGACAUGUAAAAUCCCUAGGGAUGAUGUUGGGUUGUCUUACUGGUAUAAGCUGAAUUUUGGAAGCGUGAUUGAAACAAUUGCUUCAGGAAGUUUUGACAAAAUAUCACUAAAGGGACCAUUUAACAACUCAAGAUUCAAUGCCACAAAAGUGGGUGAUAUCUAUUCUCUUACCAUAACAAAUGCAACCAAAGAAGAUGAAGCAACUUACUUAUGCCAAGCAGGAACGGCAUACAUAAUGGAAUUUUUUAAUAGCACGCUUUUGGUCGUGGAUGAUACAAAAACGCUGCAGAAAUCUUUCACCGUGAAACAAACUUCAGACGUGGAGUCAGUACAUCUGGGUGAUACAAUGACUCUGCAGUGUUCGCUCCUCUCUGAGAACAAAGAUGACACAGAUCAGUGUCCAGAUGAAGACAACGUGCACUGGUUUAAAGGUGCAUCAGAAUCCCAUCCAGGCAGCAUUUACCACGGCAGUCUCAGAAAUAAAGAGGACGGGAGAUGUGACUACAGUCUGUCCAAAACUGUAACAAACUCAUCUGAUGCUGGGACGUACUACUGUGCCGUGGUGACAUGUGGACAGAUCCUGUUUGGUGAAGGAACUGAAGUGGAGAUAGAGGGGUUCCCGCUGGUUACUGUGCUUGUGAUACUGCUGACCUGCUCUGUGGUUGUGAAUAUUGCACUGAUUCUCACCAGAAAACAAAAACCAGAUUGGAAACACAGCAGAGGAAAAGUUACAGCCUCCAAUCAAUCAGUCAGUCAACAGGAGAGAUCGACUGUGGAUCAGCUGAAUAAUGUGGAGGGUGAAGAAGUGGGAGUAAACUAUGCGGCACUUGACUUUCCCUCAAGAACAGCUAAAAGAUGAAAGAAUAACAGGAGCUACCGGAUGGCACGGCAUGUACUCUGGAAUAAGAGACUACUAGUAAAUCUUUCC
This is a messenger RNA of Pundamilia nyererei, 1069 nucleotides long. RefSeq lists its product as uncharacterized. The transcript is spliced from 6 exons. Bases 26 to 1000 code for a protein of 324 amino acids. Gene Ontology annotation, biological process: response to bacterium. Lineage: Eukaryota; Metazoa; Chordata; Actinopteri; Cichliformes; Cichlidae. The record is from RefSeq and is a predicted model, not a curated record.